UGCAGCACUUUGGGGUGGACACCCAUCUGUCUCGAUUAAUGGGAGAAUAUUUGAAAUAGACAAGAUGGCAGCGUACACAUUGUUGGAUGACUUCAUGGAGCAAAACAUUUAUUUUAAUAAUGGAGCAUUUUCUUAAUUCAAACGCUCCACCUGCAACUGGACACGGACAUUUUAGAAGAUACAUUUUGGGCGAAUUGAGAAUGAAGAAAGUAUUGUUAAGGUCCGUCGAAAAUUCUCUGCUACACUUACAGGCACGGACACUCAGGUCAUGAGAUGGGAUGUGUGUACUGCUGGAGGAAUAAGGAGCUGAAAGAGGAGCAAAGUAUCCGUUGAAAACACUCAGACGUUUUGCAGAACUGGGAAGAAGUGUUCUCCUGUUGCCAGUAUGUCGGCUGUUCCUGCGGCCGUCCCGACGCUUGUUAAUCCACCGCCACCAGAGUUCUUCAACCCCAACAAGCCUGGCAGGAAAACUAACCAACUACAGUACAUGCAGAAUGUUGUGGUGAAGACUCUAUGGAAACAUCAGUUUGCGUGGCCCUUUUAUACGCCUGUGGAUACCAUCAAAUUAUGUCUUGCUGACUAUCAUAAAGUUAUCAAGAGCCCAAUGGACAUGGGAACAAUAAAGAAGAGGCUAGAGAAUAACUACUAUUGGAGCGCCAGCGAGUGCAUGCAGGACUUCAACACAAUGUUUACCAACUGUUACAUCUACAACAAGCCUACAGAUGACAUUGUGCUGAUGGCCCAAGCUCUGGAGAAAAUCUUCUUACAGAAAGUGGCUCAAAUGCCUCAGGAGGAGGUGGAGCUGCUACCACCGGCCCCCAAAGUUAAAGCUGCCCACAAACCAGGAGGGCCUAUUAGUGCAGGCAGCCAAGCAGAGGCUGAGCCAACAGAUUCACCCCCAUCCACUUAUCCCAGCUCCCCUCCACCUGUGUGUCAGACUCCUGUCAUAGCAGCCACGCCAGUGCCAACCAUCAUCUCUGUUAUCCCUGUCCAAGCUGUGUCUCCCGCUGCCUCCAUAAUGGCUGUGGUUCCCACAGCACAGCCAGUCAUCAAAAAAAAGGGGGUGAAGCGGAAAGCAGACACAACAACUCCCACAACCUCAGCAAUCUCGGCCAGUAGAAGUGACUCCCCUACCCAGCUCCUGGAAUCCCAACAGGGGAAAGUCUCAUCCAGGCGGGAGAGCACGGUGCGACCCGUCAAGCCCCCCAAGAAGGGCACCGAGGACGGAGAGGUGCCACUGCUCGGUGGCAAGAAAGGCAAGCUCGGCGAGCAGCUCAAGCACUGCGACUUCAUCCUGAAGGAGAUGCUCUCCAAGAAGCACGCAGCCUACGCUUGGCCUUUCUAUAAGCCUGUAGAUGCGGAGGCGCUAGAACUGCAUGACUACCAUGAGAUCAUCAAGCACCCCAUGGACCUCAGCACUGUCAAAAAAAAAAUUGACAGUCAAGAUUACCAAGAUGCCCAAAGCUUUGCGACGGACGUCCGGUUAAUGUUCUCAAAUUGCUACAAGUACAACCCCCCCGACCACGAGGUUGUAGCCAUGGCCAGGAAGCUACAGGAUGUGUUUGAGAUGCGAUUUGCCAAGAUGCCGGACGAGCCCAUUGACGCCACCCAGCCCUCCACCAUGCCGGUGGUAAGCAAGAGUACAGAGAGCAGUGAGAGCAGCGGCAACACCUCCAGCUCGGAGAGCUCGGACUCAGAGGAGGAGCGGGCCACGCGGCUCGCCGAACUACAGGAACAGGUGGGUUCGGAACAGCAAAUCACUGUGGAGCACCCCAAUGGUAACAGGGCGGGGGAAAAAAACGGGUGUGCCAAACGUUUUCAGCUGAAGGCCGUUCACGAACAGCUGGCUGUUCUGUCACAGGCCCCAGUAAGUAAACCAAAGAAAAGGGAGAAAAGGGAAAAAGAUAAGAAGAAAGAGAAGGACAAGGGGAAGGCUGAUGACAAGAAGAAACCCAAGUCGGCACCCCAAGCCAAGCCAGCUAAUCAGAAGAAGGCUCCAGUCCGGAAACCAAACAGCAUGGUGGUGGCUACCAGGCAACCGAAGAAAGGGUCCAAGGGGGUGGUGGCGAACAAUGAGUCAGAAGAGGAGCCGUCCCUUCCCAUGUCGUACGACGAGAAGCGCCAGCUCAGCCUUGACAUCAACCGUCUUCCGGGUGAGAAGUUGGGCAGGGUGGUCCACAUCAUCCAGUCCCGGGAGCCAUCGUUGCGUGACUCCAAUCCAGACGAGAUAGAGAUAGACUUUGAGACACUCAAACCCUCAACCCUUCGUGAGCUCGAACGAUACGUCAAGUCCUGUUUGCAGAAAAAGCAGCGGAAACUUUUACGGGGCAUUGAGGAAAACAGUGCCAAUUCUAAGGAAGAACUGGUUCAGCAAAAGAAGAAACAGUUAGAAAAGAGACUACGGGAUAGAAGGCAGGCUCGGCGCCAGCAGGGGGCGCCUCUCGGCUGAGCGGCAGCAGCAGUUCCUCUGACUCUGGCAGCAGCAGCUCCAGUGGCUCCAGCUCAGAAAGCAGUGACUCCGAUUGAUCAGAGAAAGACCCCCAUACCCUGAGUCCCCCUCUCACCUUAGGUAAUUUACCCUCCUUUUUAGCUAGUAGAGUACUCUCUUUUUUUCUUCCCCUGGAUUACUUUUAUAAGAUAAUGAAGACUUUCGAUGACUGAAGAUAUUGAUCAUGUUUUGUAUUUAGAAAUGCCUUUAGAGACAAAGUAGGAAACAUGUAAGAAGAUAUAGCUGACUGAACAUAGUCAGGGUUUGUUUUUGCUGGCCCUCAAAGGGAAAUGCCUGGUAUCACCAGAACCACAUGUUAGUUAUUUUAAUUGAAGAGAAAAAAGAUUUCUGCUUUACAUGGGUGCUCGUAGCUGAAUCAACUUUGAAAGACUGUUAUACCAGUAGGAAAUCUUUAAAAACACUAAGAUUGAUUUUGGUUUGGACAACAUUGUCUCAAGGGACAAAUACAGUCUUUCUCUUCCUGGGAUGGCUGUUGCCUGUAGUUUGACCUUUGCCACUUCACAACAUUCCAUUCCAUUUUCUUUUACUUUAUGUAUACAGCUAUAUUGAAGAAAUUAAGAUAAUUGUUAUUUUUAUGAUCAUAAAUCUCAUUUCCAUUGACAGUGUAAAACAAAUGGUUACUAGUCAUCUAUCGCAAAGAAUUUAUUUUUGUUAUCAAUCUUCCAUGCUCCAAUCAGUAUUUAAAUCUGUUAUGUCUCAAGGGUCUGUUGAAAUAUAGUUGUGGGUUAACACUAGACUGCAGUUGAAUAGAACAUUGACUUAAUCAUGGCCCUAUCUGUAUUUCCUGAGGAUAUUUUAUAUACACAUUUGUGGCAAAGUAAAGUUGCUAUUCGAACACC
Molecule: messenger RNA, 3348 nt
Organism: Salvelinus fontinalis (brook trout)
Lineage: Eukaryota; Metazoa; Chordata; Actinopteri; Salmoniformes; Salmonidae
Product: bromodomain-containing protein 3-like
Exons: 13
Coding region: 386-2449 (687 amino acids)
Biological process (GO): regulation of DNA-templated transcription; chromatin remodeling
Cellular component (GO): chromatin; nucleus
Source: RefSeq, a predicted model, not a curated record